This is a messenger RNA of Psilocybe cubensis, 3249 nucleotides long. RefSeq lists its product as uncharacterized. Gene Ontology annotation, cellular component: plasma membrane. Lineage: Eukaryota; Fungi; Basidiomycota; Agaricomycetes; Agaricales; Agrocybaceae. Gene Ontology annotation, molecular function: GTP binding; guanyl-nucleotide exchange factor activity; GTPase activity. The transcript has 11 exons. Gene Ontology annotation, biological process: positive regulation of GTPase activity; Ras protein signal transduction. The record is from RefSeq and is a predicted model, not a curated record. The coding region runs from base 1 to 3249 and encodes 1082 amino acids.
AUGUCGGUCUCGAAUGAGCCUAUAGACAUUCCAGUUCUUCCACCUUUGGAGACAUCCCCGUUCAACACUAACAACGAUAAUCUCCUUGUACCAGCAGACAAGGACUCCGCCAGCUUUCAAUCCCCCUCACUCUCUUUCGCCGAAUCGUUUUCGACAGCCCUCUCAUCACCCGGAGACGCCAGUGAAGAGGCCACCAAACUCCCUUUAUCUUCACUGUCCCCUCUACAAAAUCUCCGGAAAUCUAUAUCUGUCGACUCAUUUGUUCAGUAUGGUCGCGAGGGGUCUCGAAAUUAUUCAAAUCAGUCUCCCAAACAUUUGAAAAACAGUCUAUAUGACACAGAAAUGGGGACAGAUAGUAACACUCAUCCAGAAGUGGAACCUUGGUCUAGCCGACGCGAGAACUUGAGCUCUAGUUCUACCCCAGUAGAUCAUGAUUCACCCUCCCCGCUGGAUUUUGAUGUUGAUCGUUCUGACUCCAUUACCGAUGCUAAUUCCUCAGAACGUUUUCGACGUAUAUCUUUAAAAACGCAAGAGCCGACUAUACCCUUUAUACGAGGGGGACAUUUACCUCUUCCCUCGAGAGCCCGAAAUAACAGUGCUUCAAUGGCUUCCACGGUGACAGCAAUCAGGGAACGAGGGGUCGUUUCCUCAAUGUCAUCUCUUCAAUCCCCUUCAUUGAAUAGCUCGACUUAUGAAUUCUUCCCUGCGGGUCGAACGCGCAGUGGAAGUUUGGGCUACAACCCCCCACAGUCCUCCAAGCGUGUCGUAAACACUGUAUUGGAGUCUAUACAAACUGUCGUCCUUGCUGUUAUAGGGACCACUGGUUGCGGCAAAUCAACAGUCAUUCGCAAGGGCCUUUCGCAGUACAAAUUAUCAGAAACAACUACGUUGAUGGAGUCUUCUCACCCUUCACGCCUACCUCGAUCUGUAGACAAACGCCGGAGUAGUUCACUCACAGUGGAUUUGCCAGCUUCUCCAGUAUCCCCAGUGACAUCUCAGCCUGCUAUUAUCGACUCUAUUGAAGUUGAGAUAUCAAGCACAAGCAAUGUCCCACUUCCUUGGCCAAAAGACCUACCCACCAUUGACGGCCUCAUCAUUUGUUACGACCGGUCCAAUAAAAGUUCAUUCGAACCUGUGGAAGCCCUUCUCAAGAAUUAUAGGUCGACUAAUUUACCAAUCAUGGUCUUGGGAUGCAAAUCCGAUUUAAGCUCGGAAGUGGAUUCUAAUGAUUCUUUGAGCAUGUUGAAGAAAUAUGACACUGGCCUGAUUGAGGUGUCCAAUCAAAGUGAUGAUGGGAAGGAGAAAAUGAGACAGUCCUUCUCAUACAUGCUCAAAGCCGUUGCUCGGCAGAGAGGUAUCGUCUCCUUUGACCUCCUGUCGAUUGUUAUUAAUACUGGUGUAGUACCAAAGAAACAGGAUGAUGCUAGAAAUCCGGCGGCGCCUCCACCAUUGCAUCGCGUCGGGACACCAUGGACAGAUUUCGAACAAACGGCGCCGUCAAGCUCAACUUUGAUACCCUCAACAAGUGAAACCCCUUCCAAGUCUGAAAAUACUGAUAUACCCCCAAAUACCAGCCCACCCAUCCCCGCAGCUAUUACGCAGUCACCAAUUUGGUCACAGUCCAGCAAUGAUGAUAAUAUAGAUUCCCAGCCGUCGGUGGGCACAGAAUUAUUACCAGCGGUUUCUUCUGAAGAUACCCAUACGGAGCCUGUGGAAAAUUUACCAUCUCAUAUUGACGAACCCGCGCCAUCUAUAGUUCAAAAAAAAACUGUCAAAGAGCCGCGUCCUGCCCAAUGGGCAGAUCUAGAUGCACUGCUUGAUAAGUUGCUAUUUUUGGCCGUUAGUGGUGAAGAACCGAACUUUAUCACCAACUUUCUCUUGACAUUUCGGCGGUUCACUACACCCAGAACCGUCUUGCUUGCUAUGCAAAAGAGAAUGCGACAGCUUGAUAAUCCAUCAGGGGACCCAAUGUUUGCCUGUUUUGCUCAAAUGCGAAUUUGCCACCUCUUAGAAACAUGGAUACAUGAUUUUGCGCAUGAUUUUUCCGUGCCAGGGACGUCUGGCGCCCUCAAUGCCCUAAUAAAAUCCAUAAUUGCCAAAACUCACCUUCUACAUUAUGGGUCGGAAUUUCUCCCCUUCUUGGAACAAUUGCCUAGCCUUAAGGAUCAAGAUACCGCUUGGGCAAAAAAGGUUGAAUUUAUCGAGAAUGAAAGUGAUGAAAGUGAGGCCGAAGAUGAUGAGACUAGGGUUGGCGACACGGAGUCUGUAGAAAUGGAUUCAGAUGUCUUGCCACCUUCUACUUCACCUCAAGCAUCGUUUCCUGCUCGAGAGCGCAAAUCCAGUACCCCUUUGCCAAAGACAAUAUCGAUACCGCCGCAACUCAACAGUUACCUACAGUCCAACCAGGACCAACCUCCAAAGCAGCAAUUAAAGGAAUUAGUCAAGCUUGCGCAGGAAGUUUUGAAUACUGAUCCCUCUGAGAUAGCUCAGGAAAUCACUCGAAUAUGGGUCAAACUUUUUUUAAAUAUAAAGCCUCGGGACUGGCUGCAUUAUACAUUUGUAUCGGGGAAAACAAUUGGCGAACCCAUCACUGCAUUCAAUACUGUAUCAAAUCAUCUUGCAGACUGGGUCGUGUCAUUGAUUCUUUGCCACGAACGACCAAGAAAUCGUGCCCGACAGAUUGAGAAGUUUGUCGAAAUUGCCCAGAAACUCAGACAAAUGAACAAUUAUUCAGCAUUGCGUGCUUUUGUGGCUGGAAUCAAUAAUGCCACUGACGAUCCCACUAUGGAGCUUUUCAAGACUAAAUCACCAGAUGCGUCGAAAAAUCUGAGGUCGUGGGAUGUACUUUUACAGCAAGUACGCGCCCAUCGCGCUUAUCGACUGGCGUUACGAAAUUCGAAAGGGGCUUGCAUUCCAGCCUUGGAGGUCCAUAUGACGGAUCUUAUCCGAGCGCACGAGGGAAAUGGAGACUCAAACCCUGCAUAUCCUGACAAGAUUCAUUGGGGGAAGUUCAACAUGAUGGGUCGCUUUAUCUCUAGCACCCUACAGUGCCAAGCUCAAUGUCGAAACUCGCAUGAUUACGAUUUCCCGGAACGCCCUGCCAUUACACAACUGAUUUUCAAAGCAAAUGUUAUGUCGAUUGAGAUGCAAAAGUCAAGAUUAAAAUCCCAAGAGUUUGAUUAUGAUGAUGCUGUUCCUCAUAGUCAGCCUAAGGACGUCGCAGGUCUACGGAAGAUAUUCUUCUGGUGA